AGAGAAGAGGACAGUCUCUCCAUCCCCCAGCGGUGUUUCUAUGAGUGACCGAUCCAUAGAUGUUCCUGUGGGCUUCAGUAAUGAUCCUGGAUUCCCAGACCAAAAAUGGGCUUCACUGCAGGAGACUCAGAGGAACCUGAGGAUGAAUCCAGAGAACAGAGCAGUCUCUCCAUCACCCAGUGGCGUUUCUAUAAGGAGUGACCGAUCCAUAGAUCUUCCUGUGGGCUUCAGUAAUUCUCCUCAAUUCCCAGACCAAAGAGGGAGGAAGAGGAGCAACAUUGGUGAGGAGGAGCAGCCGUCCUGCUGUGCUUUGUGUCAGAAGGUUCUGGUGGAUCCGGUCUCUACCAGCUGUGGACACUGGUUCUGCAGACAGUGCAUCAGGUCCUACUGGGACCAGUCUGCUCCAUCUGGACCCUCCUCCUGCCCCCAGUGUGGGAAACGACCCAGAACAGGAGCUGGACUGCUGACAGCCAAUCAGAGCAGCUGUGCUCCAGAUGUUGUUCUGCAGGAGGUUCUAGAGGAACAUAAGAUCAGUCUAAGGAGGAGAUGUGAAUGUGUGACUGAAGGAAGUGAUGAAACAGGAAGUAGAACCCUCCUCAACAGGAUCUACACUGAUCUCUACAUCACAGAGGGACAGAGUGAAGAGGUUAACACCCAGCAUGAGGUGAAGCAGCUGGAGAGAGCUUCCCAGAUCCAGAACCUCCAUGACUCUCCAAUCAGGUGCCAGGACAUCUUUAAAUCCUUCCCUGACCAACAUGGAGCCAUCAGAGUGGUUCUGACCAACGGCGUCGCUGGUGUUGGAAAAACCUUCUCAGUGCAGAAGUUCACUCUGGACUGGGCCGAGGGCUUGGAGAACCAGGAUGUCAGUGUGGUGGUUCUGCUGUCGUUCAGGGAGCUGAACCUGAUCAGAGAUCAGCAGCACAGUCUUCUCUCGCUGCUCCAUGUUUUCCAUCCAACACUCCAGAAGCUCCCAGCAGAGCAGCUGGAUAAAUGCAAACUGCUCUUCAUCUUUGAUGGCCUGGAUGAAAGCAGACUUUCACUGGACUUCAACAGCAGGCAGCUGGUUUCUGACGUCACACAGACGUCAUCAGUCAACGUUCUGCUGACAAACCUCAUCAAGGGGAACCUGCUUCCCUCGGCUCUCAUCUGGAUAACUACCAGACCUGCAGCGGCCAAUCAGAUCCCUCCUUCAUGUGUUUCCAGGGUAACAGAAGUACGAGGCUUCACCGACGCCCAGAAGGAGGAGUACUUCAGGAGGAGGUUCAGUGAUGAAGAGCUGUCCAGCAGAAUCAUCUCCCACAUCAAGAAAUCAAAAACUCUCCACAUCAUGUGUGGAAUCCCAGUCUUCUGCUGGAUCACUGCUACGGUUCUGGAGAACAUGUUGACCUCAGAGCAGAGAGGAGAGCUGCCCAAGACCAUGACUGACAUGUACUCACACUUCCUGCUGGUCCAGACAAAGAGGAAGAAGAACAAGUACCAUGGAGGACAUGAGACAAGUUCACAGGAGCUGAUGGAGGCAGACAGGGAAGUUCUUCUGAAGCUGGGGAAACUGGCGUUUGAACAUCUGGAGAAAGGAAACAUCAUGUUCUACCAAGAAGACCUGGAGCAGUGUGGUCUGGAUGUCACAGAGGCCUCAGUGUACUCAGGAGUUUGUACAGAGAUCUUCAAAAGAGAGAAUCUGAUCUUCCAGAAACCAGUUUACUGCUUUGUUCAUCUGACCAUCCAGGAGUUUCUGGCUGCAGUCUACAUGCUCCACUGUUUCACCACCAGGAGGUUAGAGGUCAUCAAGACGUUCCUGGGAGGA
This is a messenger RNA of Poecilia latipinna (sailfin molly), 1804 nucleotides long. RefSeq names its product protein NLRC3-like. The record is from RefSeq and is a predicted model, not a curated record. Gene Ontology annotation, molecular function: metal ion binding. The annotation marks the transcript as partial. The transcript has 4 exons. Lineage: Eukaryota; Metazoa; Chordata; Actinopteri; Cyprinodontiformes; Poeciliidae.